CGGCACUCUAUUUCCCCGUGUCCUCCGCACGGCCGCCUAUACACGUUCCAGGGUUUCGGCCGUAACUCGCGAGUUUCUGGUAGGCUUCCCCAGAUUUGUUUCGCGCAUUGUUCUCUUUUGGGAAUUGCAUUCUGUAUCGAUUAUGCGGCUCUACUCACAGCCAGGUGCAAGAAGCUGAGUCUUACGCCCUUAAACAGCGGGCGACGGAUGAAUUUUCACCUCAAGCCCGAUUUGGUGUUGAAGGUUACUCGAUAUAUAAAGCAUUGAAUGUGGUGGAGGGUCUUCGUGAAGCCAGCAAGUCCAUAAUUCAACCCGAGAGUCCACCACAAUUGCAACAAAAUCCAUUUUCUCGAUUGUCCCAAUUGGCACCAGGAAGUCGUCUUCGACAUUGUCCGGCAAAAUGGUUGCAGCAAUGAAAGAGUCUACCUCACAUUACAACGAUUGGCCCAACACGCUUGGCUUCGAUGCACAUUACGAAGAGAGGAAACCGGUCGAACUACGUGUAGAAGGAACGAUCCCAGCAUAUGCAGCAGGUACACUCUUCCGAACAGGGUUGGGACCCAGGAAGAUUACGACAUCCAAAGGCAAUGUUGUCACCAUCAAUCACUGGUUCGAUAAUCUCGGUCAGGUACAUCGCUUUCAAAUCCAUGCACCACAGGCCGAUUCACCUGUACGGGUUACAUAUAACUCACGCCUGACCAGUGAUGGGCUCAUCGAAAAGAUACGAAGGACUGGGAAGCUUGAUGGCUUUACAUUCGCUGCGAAAUACGAUCCUUGCAAGUCAUUCUUCCAGAAAGUGCAAUCUGUUUUUCAUCAGGAAGAGCAACGUGCACCAAAUGAACUCAACUCCGCUGUGACAAUGUCGGCAAAUUUCCCUGGUCUCUCCAGCGUUGGGCAACAGACUAAUGGCCCACGGGCAGCCACCGACUCCAUGACCUUGUGCAACAAGACCGACGCAAAUAUAUUUCAGAUGCUUGAUCCAGAGACUUUAGAACCUGUCGGCAUUGCCCAUCAGAGUACUCUUCAUCCUGAUCUCACUGGGGUGGGAAGCGGUGCGCAUGCGAAAUCAGAUCCUGAGACAGGAGAUGUUUUCAACUACAACCUCGACUUUGGUCGAACCGGAACGUACAGGGUUUUCCGCGCCUCACCUUCUACGGGCAAGACAUCUGUUCUCGCCAAGUUCAAUCAUACUCCCGCAUACCUGCAUUCGAUGUUCUUGACGGAGCAUUACGUCGUGUUAUGCGUCUGGAACUCAUUUUACAAAGCUGGUGGGGCUUCGAUCUUGUGGACGAGGAAUCUUCUCGACGCCAUGACCUGGAACGGUACUCAACCAGCGACGUGGUUUGUCAUCGAUGAGCGCCCAUCAGAAGAAGGUGGCAGGGGCGUAGUCGCCCAAUAUGAAUCCGACCCCUUCUACUGCUUCCACACCAUCAAUGCGUACGAAGAGCCCUCGAGCACAAACAAGGGAUCAACCGACAUUGUGGCUGAUCUGAUAGGGUAUAAUAACAUGGAUGUUAUACACAGGUUCUACAUGGAGAACCUGGUCAGCGACUCUUCGACGGCGCAUGAUUGCAUGAAGACGCCCAAUUCAGACGUUGUUCCUACCUACCGCAGAUAUCGGCUCCCCUCGAUUCCUUCCUCACCACAGUCAACGACCUGCAAGGCUGAGCUGGAGUAUAACAGCAGCAAGGCUGAUGUGUUCGAGCUUCCGGUCAUCAACUCUCGGGUGGUCACUAGGAAGCAUAGGUAUAUGUACGGUGUCAGCGACACUGGCAAAUCUACGUUCUUGGACGGUUUGGUCAAGUACGACGCGCAAACUCACUCAGUCAUACGCUGGAGUCAGCAUGGCCAUACUGCGGGCGAGCCAAUAUUUGUACAGGAUCCUGAGUUGAGUGAAGAGGACGGUGGGGUGCUGCUGUCUGUGGUUCUCGAUGGGCCGCAAGGCAAAAGCUACCUGCUCGUGCUCGAUGCCCGAACAAUGCAGGAGGUAGCGCGUGCUCACGUCGAUGGAGUGAUUGGGUUCGGAUUUCAUGGUCUGUAUGUAAACUCGCACGCGCAAAGCCUUCAUCUGUGAGGUGGCUGGGACAAAGGUGUCAAGGAGUACUGUACUGUGUAGGUAGAACUGCUAGUUUUGUCAAUAACACCAAGGUAAUGCGAGCAUUGACCACUUGAUGCACAACCCGUGACCAUCACUGGUGCGGAUAAUGACGCCGCGGGAUGACAGAAGGUCAAAGCCUGGAGCCUCAGGCCUCGGUAGGUUGUGGUGAGAGCAUCG
Exophiala viscosa is the source of this 2275-nucleotide messenger RNA. Its product is annotated as dioxygenase. The coding region runs from base 401 to 2074 and encodes 557 amino acids. Gene Ontology annotation, molecular function: carotenoid dioxygenase activity. Gene Ontology annotation, biological process: carotene catabolic process. The transcript has a single exon. The record is from RefSeq and is a predicted model, not a curated record. NCBI's taxonomy places the organism in Eukaryota, Fungi, Ascomycota, Eurotiomycetes, Chaetothyriales, Herpotrichiellaceae.